Candida tropicalis MYA-3404 is the source of this 597-nucleotide messenger RNA. RefSeq lists its product as uncharacterized. Gene Ontology annotation, molecular function: riboflavin reductase (NADPH) activity; FMN binding. Bases 1 to 597 code for a protein of 198 amino acids. The record is from RefSeq and is a predicted model, not a curated record. The transcript has a single exon. NCBI's taxonomy places the organism in Eukaryota, Fungi, Ascomycota, Pichiomycetes, Serinales, Debaryomycetaceae.
AUGAGAUUUUUACGCAAUUACACCACAUCAUGUUUACUGGAACCUUUUCGACUAACCAUGUCUAGGAUUUCAUCACAAGCGAUGAUCUUAACUUCAGGAACGACAAACACCCAUGAAUUACAUGGAAUGACAUUGGGGUCAGUUUGUUCAUUGUCGGUAUUCCCUAAGCCAUUGAUUCAAUUUAAUUUACAUUUACCUUCAUAUACAUCAUCUGAAUUACAUAAACAUCAAUUUCUUGCAUUACACAUUUUGCCACCUACUUCACUGUCGGUUCAUUUGAGUAGAAUAUUUGCCAAGGGUAUCAAAAGCAAAGAUGGUGAGGCGUUCCAUGAAAAAACAAGACCCUUUCAUAGAUUGAAACACAAUCAUGAUUAUCUGUUUUAUAAUGUUGAUGACAUCAAGAUUCCCGUGUUGAAUAAUGUGGAGACCACAAUGAUUUGCAAAACUAGACAAGAUUUUCUUGUUGAUGGACAUGAAAUAUGGGUAGCUGACGUGAUUGACAUCUUACAAAACGAGCAAUAUAAGGAGAAAUCAGGUGGCAUAUUAUACUUUAAUAGAGGGUUUCAUAAAGUUGGGGAAACUUUAGUUGAAGAUUAG